UCUUUAGUCUGUGGUCAUUCACGAUCGCGACUUGAAAUUCGCGAAACAAUCUAUUUGUUUUGUUUUGAAUAAACUUAAAACUUAAAAUUGUGAAUUUUUGUACUGAAAUGUGGUAGUGUCUAGUGUUAUAAUAACAACAAUCGAUAUGGAUAACAAAUUCCUUAUUAAUAAUUUGGGGAAGGGCAGCCUGAAGGUGACCAUCACUCCGUCGCAGCCCAAGACCCUCACCCACCUGCCCAAGAGGCCGCCGGUGGAUCUGGCGUUCACGGACCUCACGUACAAGGUCCAAGAAGGGAGAAAAAGCAAUGUGAAGACGAUCCUCAAAUCGGUGUCAGGGAGACUGCGCUCCGGAGAGCUGACUGCCAUCAUGGGUCCAUCUGGCGCCGGCAAGUCGACGCUCCUCAACAUACUCACCGGAUACAAGACAUCAGGAAUGGAGGGCAGUAUCACAGUCAACGGCAUGGAACGCAACCUGUCCAGCUUCCGCAAGCUGUCCUGCUACAUCAUGCAGGACAACCAGCUGCACGGCAACCUCACGGUCGAGGAGGCCAUGGCGGUUGCCACCGCGCUCAAGUUACCCAGUGUCACCUCCAGGGCUGACAAAGAGGAAGUGAUCCAAGAAAUCCUCGACACGCUGGGCCUAUCGGAGCAUCAUAAAACCAUGACAUCAAAUCUGUCUGGAGGUCAGAAGAAACGUCUCUCUAUAGCCCUGGAGUUAGUCAACAAUCCACCCAUCAUGUUCUUCGAUGAACCAACAUCUGGAUUGGACAGUUCCUCGUGCUUCCAAUGCAUAUCGCUGCUGAAGAAUCUGGCCAGAGGAGGCAGGACCAUCAUCUGCACCAUCCACCAGCCCUCGGCGAGACUGUUCGAGAUGUUUGAUCACUUGUACACGUUAGCAGAUGGCCAAUGUGUUUACCAAGGCAGCACUGGACGAUUGGUGGAGUGGCUCGGCAGUCUCAGUCUACAGUGUCCUUCGUACCACAACCCCGCGUCCUUCAUAAUCGAAGUCUCUUGCGGAGAGUACGGAGACAACACCGGCAAACUGGUUCGGGCUAUUGAGAACGGAAAGAAUGAUAUCAGAACCGGCAUGCCACUACCAAAAAUGGCGGAAUACAACAACAAGAGGGACAUGGACCAGUCGUUGAAGACCAACGACUGGAACAAGAACGACGCGUCGCAAGUGCAGGACAAGAUGGCGGACGUGCCCAACGGCGCCAACGGCACCAACGGGACCAACAACCUGCACAACGGACUGCUGCAGUUCGCUGCGAACGAAAUCGCUAAAGGCAAAGGUGACCAAGUAGUGCAAGUGGAGACCGAAAAGCAAGACAACGCAGAAGUAGCGCUGCUGGGAACGGACGGCUCCCCGCGCCGGUACGCCACGUCGGAGCUCACGCAGUUCUGGGUCGUGCUCAAGCGGACCCUGCUCUUCAGUAGGAGGGAUUGGACGCUGAUGUACCUGCGGCUGUUCGCGCACAUCCUGGUCGGGUUCCUGAUCGGCGCGCUGUACUACGACAUCGGCGACGACGGCUCCAAGGUGCUGUCCAACCUCGGCUUCCUGUUCUUCAACAUGCUGUUCCUCAUGUACACCUCCAUGACUAUCACCAUCCUCAGCUUUCCUCUGGAGAUGCCGGUGCUUAUAAAAGAACACUUCAACAGAUGGUACUCACUGCGGUCCUACUACCUCGCCAUCACUGUAUCGGAUAUACCGUUCCAAGCUAUAUUCUGCAUAAUCUACGUGGUGAUCGUGUACCUGCUGACGUCACAGCCGCUGGAGUGGUUCCGCUUCUCGAUGUUCCUGUCGUCGUGCCUGCUCAUCGCCUUCGUGGCGCAGAGCGUGGGGCUGGUGGUGGGGGCCGCUAUGAACGUGCAGAACGGCGUGUUCCUGGCGCCAGUGAUGUCGGUGCCGUUCCUGCUGUUCAGCGGUUUCUUCGUGUCGUUCAACGCGAUCCCGGUGUACCUGCGCUGGAUCACCUACGUGUCGUACAUCCGCUACGGGUUCGAGGGCACCGCGCUCGCCACCUACGCCUUCAACCGCACCAAGCUGCAGUGCCACCAGGUAUACUGCCACUUCAAACACCCAGACACGACGCUCGAAGAGCUGGACAUGCAGAACGCUGACUUCACCCUCGACAUCGCGGCGCUGUGCCUCAUCUUCGUGGUGCUGCGUAUAUCCGCCUUCCUCUUCCUGCGCUGGAAGCUGAGGUCCACCAGAUAAGCUUAAUAUAAAAGGGUGAGUUUUUGAACGGGAUUACUACAAAAUAUACUCAGAGGCACAAUAGGCUACUUGCCUCCUUUGUAAACAGUGUUUAAACUGAUUUAUGGAAGUAUUAUAAGCUAUAUUUUAUUUUGUCCUGCCGCCGCCGAAACACAACACAUUAGCAAGUGACGUCAUUCAUAGAGAUAACAGUGUGAUUGGCGUUUGAGUUAUAUCACGUCACCGCAAGCGCCAAUCACAAACCGAUGCCUUGUAGCGAAUGACGUCACAGUUUAUGAUUGGCGUUUGCGGUGGCGUGAUAAAAAUACAAUUUUAUUUUAUAAAAAUAUUACUAUUACGAGAUUAUUUUCACAAAUAAAAAAAAUCUGAUCAGAGUUUCUAGGCACCUAAACUGCCUAUAUGCAAAAAAUCUUCUUAGUCUUGUACAGCAGGUGAGUAGUUUAUUAUCCGCCCACUUUAAUAUACUCGCGUCAUAUUGAACUGGGCGGAUAAUUGUGCCUCUGAGUAUAUUUGUAAUAUUCUCUUCAAUAGUUAGUGUAUUUCAAUCUGUAAAAACUCACUCUGUAUAUCUGUAUACUAAAAAUAAUGUUAAAAUGUAGUUAUAUAUAGGUAAAAUGUUGGGACUGUUGAAACUUCAUUCUCUGUGACAUUAAAAAUGUUCGCUAAUUAUGGCUUGGCGCGCAGUCCUUCUCUUUGCCCCGAGCGCACGACUUCACACCCUCGCAGGACUCAACAAAGUGGCCUGUAGUAUUGGACGUUCAAGUUAUUCUGUAAUUUAAUAAUUCAUGUUACAGUAAUUUAAUUUUGAAUGUCACAGUGAGUGAAGCCCUCGGCGUUUAUUUAUAAGAGGUCUCAAAUGAAACUUGACCGCAGUUAUUGUGAUAAUAGGUGGUUUUUCGAAUAUACGUAAAAUGGUGUUGUCUUGUGGUUAUGGCGAAUACGAUAUUUGUGACAUACGCAAUACAGUACUACCUUCGACGCUUCAACGAAUUCCUACAAUAAGCCGAGUAUUGUAUAUACAGGGUGCUCGGGAACUUUUCCAUAACUUCAAAGUGAUAAGUCCACUUAAAGGAGCCGAACUGCAUAAAUAUAUUUUUAUUUAACUAAAACAUAAACUUUAUAUGUUUCAUACAUUUUGCAUUUUAAAAUACGUAAUCGUAGUAAGACUGUCAACAUCUACGAGAUAUUGAAAUUGGCACUUCGCACUUCACUAGUAAGCUACUUCAUGAUAUAUAUCAAUGAAUAAGUUUGGCUAGGUCAUAAUAUAAGGAUGCGAUAUAAGGAACACAAUUUAAGAUCUAUUUACAAUAUAAAUAUUUCUGAAAAUAUUAAUUUUCACAUGUUCCUUGGACAUUUUUAAUUAAUUUCCUUGAAAAAUAUAACCCUAGAGUUAUGGGAAAUACUCCCGAGCUACAUGUAUACAAAAAAAAUAUAAUGUCAUAAAUAUAAAACUUUCCCUUUCCCGUAAGAAUACGGGUAUAAAAUAUAGCCUAUAGCACUCGGGGAUAGUGUAGCUUCCGAACAGUGAAAGAAUUUUUCAAAUUUGUUCAAAAGUUUCAGAGCCUAUUUAAUGAAAAUAAACAAAUCUUUUCUUUUUAUAAUAUUAGUAUAUAUUAGCCGCCUUCUUCUAUACUGCGUAGGUGAGGACUCGGAUAUAUAUUUGUCUGUAGUUUAUUAACAUUUAAUUACAUGUAUGUAAUUUUUUUUUUUUUUUUUAAUAAGCAAGCGCUUAGCUGCAAUCAUGCCUGGUGGUAAGCGAUGAUGCAGCCUAUGGUGGAACGCGCUUGCCUAGAAGAUGCCUAUUCACUCUUGACUUGAAAAUACCCAUGUUGUAGGUGGUGGGGAAAACUAAAGCUGGGAGAGCAAAUAAGGAUUCAUAAUACAAUACAGGAUUCGCCAUUGCCAACAGACAAAAGGAAGUUAGAUUUUCGAGUAUAAUUGGAGUUAAAUGUACGAAAAACGAGCUAUGACGCGUCUUAAUAUAUAAUACAUAGGUGGUAGGAGCAUGACAAUUAUUUAUGAUUACACUAGCUAUGUACUAAGUGCCUUCUAUACUUUUACAAUUUUAUACAAGACAAUGUUGUUUUUCAUUGUCUUAUAUGAAAUUCUAAAUGCUUUAAUCUGUUUUAGAAUAUAACUGAUGUUGCAUACAUUCAUUUACAAAAAGCUGAGUUUCAAAAGUAAAUACAUAUAUUGUAGGAAUAUGUACACUUCCGAGCAAAGAAAUUGAGCAUCCUGCUUUGUCUGUCUCGUCGUUAAUGUUUUUCGUAGCCACAUUAUUAAUAAAUUAUAAUAUUAAAUUACUAAUGAAUAUUAGUAUUGAAACAAACUGUUUGAAAGGUUAUUUAAUACCCUUUUAUGUUAAUUACCUUUGAAUCAAAAACUCUUGACAUUAAUCAGUAAAUACUCUAACAGAAAAGCAAAAAUAUUUUUUGGAUUUAAUUGAAAAAAAAAUUAUUAAAAAAAAAACAAUUAAAAAAAAAAUAAUUUAAAAAAAAACAAUUAAUUAGAAAGAUAACUUGAUUUCAAUGAUUAACAUAUACAAUUACAUGGUACUAAAAAUAUUAACGACGAAACAUAGAAAUUGCAGGUGGAUCCAUUUUCUUUGCUCCCAAGUGUAUUUAUAUAAAACUAGCAUUUUCAAUGGAGAUACACAAUAUGUAUUUGAAUUGUUUCGGUGAUAGAUUUGACGAGUUAUAAUUAAAUAGGGGUUAUUAAUUAUAUUUAUUAAUAAUGAUAAUAAGAAUCCAUGAAAUGUAAUGUUGAUAAGCUAUAUGUUUAUAAAGUGUUAUGUUUGUUGAUAUAAUUAUUCAAAUGUAUUGUUCAAAGUUGAUGAAUUUUCAUGAAGUUCUUUUACGUUGUAAUUUUAAUAAUAGGCGUUAACAAUAUUUUGUAUAAUAUGAAAAUCUUAAUAUGUUUAAAAAUACAUUCUAAAUAAUGACUGGCAUGAAUAAAAAUAUAUAAAUAUACCUAUUUAGCUAAAUACAAAAUUGUGUACAUAAACAAAAAUGGAUGUACCAAAAUACCUCGGAUUUUUUUGAAGACUGUUAAAAGCUACCUAAAACUUGAUAUGCACAAUUAUACUUUGUAUAAUUGUGCAUAUCAAGAAUAGGCCAUUCGUACGCUGAUUGAGUGUUUUAUAUAACUGACGCCAACACUCCUGGCAUUUGUGACUUAUGUACUGAUUUCUGGAUAUCAUUAAUUAUUAUGAAUAUGUAUACACACUCAGAUUCUUAGUAAAUACUCAAUUGAAAGUAUCAUGCACAACUUGCAGUGCUCAAAUUUUAUUACCAGUGGGGCGUUUUAGGGACACCCUCAGGGGAUCAUUCAGUUGCUGAGUGUCGAAUUUAACUUACAUUUGUUUGAGAAUUUGACACUCAGCGGGUGAAUGAUCCCCUGGGGUUGCCCCUACAACGUCUAUGAAUUCCACUGUAAUAGUUUCGCAUGCCAGGAGUGUUGACGUGAGAUACAGUUUAUUUAAAUAUUGAUUUUUAAAUGAAAUAUACAAAUCUGCAUUCUAGAAAUUUUAAACUAUUUUUUCUGGGCAGUUGGUAAUGCUUUGACUUACACCAUAGCGGUUUUGGGUUCAAUUCCCAGCUCGUACUAAUUUAGGAUUUUCGAUUUAAUAAACUAGCUCUGAUCUGGUCUGAUAGGAUGCCUUGACCCCAUGAGGGGUCUUAGACUUUUAAAAAGAAAAUCUAUGAAAAAUUAUUUUAUUUCAUUAUUUGUUAUUUAAUAAUCAGAUUUGUUUAUAGUCGAAUUAGAACAAUAUUAUACAUAUAUACAAUACGAUUCAAAUUAUAUAACAAAUGUUAAUUUUGCUCAUUUAGUACGUAAGCGGCUUGCCUUUAAAUUAUCUUGCCUAGAUUAGGCGCGUUUGAGGAAUAUGGUAGUGUAACAAAUAAAAACACUUAACAAAUCAUUCCUAUACAUAUAUUUUUUUGUAUUAUAUGUAUUUAUUGUUGUUAUAUGUAUACUUUAUUAAAAUACUACAUUAUUAAUUAGUAACUUAAGGGUGCUGAUACUAAAAUAUUCGUUUGAGUUUCGUCCAAUUUGCAUUUGUUUAAAAAAUGAAUUAGGACAAAAAAUCUGCUUCAAGUUAGCAGUAUUUAUUAAAACUCAUAAAAACAAAAUUAUAAAAAUGACAAACAAUUCGCCAUCUAAAUCGCUUGAAUUACCAAAUAAAAUAAAAAUGAAAUUUAAAUACAAAUAUAUCAAAAUAAUAUUUAUUUAUAAAUAGUAAUCGGUUUUUAUUUAAGAUGGUCAUCGCUUAGCUUUAAUUUAUUACCUUGCCUUAAUAUUGAUUUAUUUACUAUAAUUUUUUAGACUACCAUAUUGCUAUUUUUUUUUAAUUUAAGCGUAAAUUUUAAAGACUAGAUCUCUUGCAGGAAGGGCGAAUUAUUAUCAGCGAAUUCCUGACUAUAAAUGUCAAAAAUAAAAAAAAAAUGUAAGAAUCGCACGAAUUUCGCCUUUUCCAAUGAGGAAUUAGGGAUCAUGGUUAUAUUUUACUUGUACUUAGUUUUGUAAACGCAUAGACAAAAUUAUGGUCCAAUAAACUUAUGGUUAGUUAUGGUUUUUAGUAUGUAUAAAGUUUCUAUAUUUUUUUAAUAAAUGGUUUAAUGUGAUA
Bicyclus anynana (squinting bush brown) is the source of this 6845-nucleotide messenger RNA. RefSeq names its product ATP-binding cassette subfamily G member 4. The record is from RefSeq and is a predicted model, not a curated record. Gene Ontology annotation, cellular component: plasma membrane. NCBI's taxonomy places the organism in Eukaryota, Metazoa, Arthropoda, Insecta, Lepidoptera, Nymphalidae. The transcript is spliced from 13 exons. The coding region runs from base 146 to 2218 and encodes 690 amino acids. Gene Ontology annotation, molecular function: ATP hydrolysis activity; ATP binding; ABC-type transporter activity.